AUGGAAGGAAAGAAAAACGCUUGCUGCCCAUUGAUCUCAAUUGUAUUGGGAUGCCUCUUUCUCUGCGCUGCUCAAGUUUCUGCAUAUGAGCUAAACAAAUUAGAUAAGCUAAGCCUCGGAGGUUCUCUUACGCCUGAACAAAAUACAUCUGUUUUGAUGUCUCCUUAUGACAUAUUCUCUGCCGGAUUUUAUGGAGUGGGUGAUAAUGCAUAUGCAUUUGCAAUAUGGUACACUCAUACUGUGAAUUUAACAGUUGUCUGGGCGGCAAACCGAGACCAGCUGGUGAACAGAAGCGAUUCCCGUCUUCAUCUGCAAAAUGACGGAAACCUGUAUCUGUCUAAUACAAAUGGAAGCACUGUAUGGGAAACUCACACGGGUAGCAACAGUUUCAAUGUAUCAGAGCUUCUUCUCCUGGAAACAGGAAACCUUGUUCUGCUGAAUUCUUCGGGAGGGAGUGUUUGGGAAAGUUUUGAUUAUCCAAUAGACACUCUUCUUCCCGAUCAGCCACUCGAAGGGAAUACACAAUUAGUCUCCAGGUUGGGGACAGGUUCCAUUUCCUCAGGGUACUAUUGUCUCUAUUCGGAUUACGACAACGUCCUUCGGCUAAGGUACCAAACCUCAUUUGCAGCCUCCAACUACUAG
Cryptomeria japonica (Japanese cedar) is the source of this 642-nucleotide messenger RNA. Its product is annotated as putative receptor protein kinase ZmPK1. The transcript has a single exon. Bases 1 to 642 code for a protein of 213 amino acids. NCBI's taxonomy places the organism in Eukaryota, Viridiplantae, Streptophyta, Pinopsida, Cupressales, Cupressaceae. The record is from RefSeq and is a predicted model, not a curated record.